This is a messenger RNA of Megachile rotundata (alfalfa leafcutting bee), 1841 nucleotides long. RefSeq names its product vesicle transport protein GOT1B. Gene Ontology annotation, biological process: endoplasmic reticulum to Golgi vesicle-mediated transport; retrograde transport, endosome to Golgi. The record is from RefSeq and is a predicted model, not a curated record. Lineage: Eukaryota; Metazoa; Arthropoda; Insecta; Hymenoptera; Megachilidae. Gene Ontology annotation, cellular component: membrane; endoplasmic reticulum.
AAUCUUAUGUGCAUGUAUAGAAACACUCACAUAUGUGUGCGUAUAAUGGCGUUCAUUUUUCUAUAGUAAAUAUUCAAUAUAUCUAAAUUUUAUAAAAGAUUUCACUGAUGUUGCUAAUGGUGCGCAUAUUUAGUAUUCAAGGUACACCUUUUAAAAGAUGAUGAAAAGUAGUGCUUAGUUGAAAAGUGUCGCAUCACGAUUAAUGACGUGGAUAUAGGUUAGGUUAUGCACGUCGUUAUACUUCGUACCUAGAUCUUAUUCGAGUAUUAUUGUAAAAAUAAUUUAAAAGUUUAGCGUUACACAAUUACGAAAUAAUGUUCGAAAUCACAGAUACACAAAAAAUUGGAGUGGGGCUUGCUGGAUUUGGAAUAUCUUUCCUUUUUCUUGGAGUCUUACUGCUUUUUGACAAAGGUCUUCUUGCUAUCGGAAAUAUUCUGUUUAUAUCCGGAUUAGCAUGCGUCAUUGGACCAAGGAGAACACUGAACUUCUUUUUCCAGAAGCAUAAAAUAAAAGCCAGUGUUUCAUUUUUAAGCGGUAUUAUUAUAGUACUUAUGGGCUGGCCUAUUGUGGGCAUGAUAUUAGAAACAUAUGGUUUUGUAUUAUUGUUCAGUGGUUUUCUACCGGUAGCUAUUAACUUCUUACGAAGAGUACCUCUGUUAGGUACCAUUUUAAAUAUGCCAGGUCUAAGUCGAAUUUUAGACAUGAUAGCAGGAGAUUCGAAUAGAAUGACUGUAUGAUACAGUUCUUAAGCUCAACGCUCAAAUACUGUAUAUAAGAUGUAUUUUAUAUUGUGUCCCAAGUUUUUCUGUCAUUCCUUUCUAGGAUUCCACAGAUCUCUUUUUGUAUUGUGUAAAUAUCAAGCAUAGCCAUCAAAGUUCAAUUACAUCUCAGUCAUUCAUUUUAAGGGUAGCUUUAUAUGAAAAUAAUAUAUAUCUCAUUUUUAUGUAAACUAAUGUAUUAAUAUAAAGAGUACAAGUGUUCUUAUGAACAUUCAAAGGAUUCAAAUUUAAGCAGAAUUUAAAUUAAAAUCUGAAUGAAGUAUGUCUUUCCAAAAUGAUUACUUUGCUGUAUCAGCAGGUUAAUGACAAAAAUUCGUGUUUGUAAUGAUACAGUUCAUUUACAUGUAAUAAAUGUGCAUUGAAAUACAAUUUUAUUAUAUAAAAAUGUGUAUAAUAUUCCCUGUUAUCUCGUAUACAUAAUCUUUCCUUCUUUAGUAAAAACCCAAUGAAUUACUCAAAAUUAAUCAAUGCUCUAUCACGAAUUAGAUAUUAAAAAUGAUAAAAUAAGGGGGAAAAUAUUCUGGAUUAAGUGGGAUUCAGAUAAACACGAUAAAUGAAUUUUAUAUCACUUUUAUUGAUUUUUCUCGUUUUUUCCGCAUACAUCCUAACAUGAACAUAUUGGAUGUAUACACUCAAAGUAACGCUUCUCAUUAUCUUACACGUAGUUGUCUGAAGUGCGAAAUUAAAUUAUUGUUCACUGAAACUCGACGAACUUCAUCUGAUAUCAUUAGUAUGAUCAUUUAUUAAUUAUCUACAAUGGGCCGAGAAUUAGGGCGGGGUGGCGGCCCAUGUCUACGCGCCCCGCCAUCGCCGUAAUGAUAUUUCGUCGCGCGUCCUUCUCGCUCAAUUGUAUACUUUUGUUUUUAUUUGCUUUUAUAAUUUUUUCUUGUUUAGAUAAUUACUUUCACUACAUUAUGUCCCGACCAUCGUCUACAUAAUCACAUGUAUCAAAUAUUUCAUAUCCAUUAUGCGAUUAGUUACACACCCUUGAUUCCUUGGAUAUAUUGUGAAUAUAUCCGUCUCUUUUCUAUUUUUUUUUCUUACGAAAAUGGAAUAUGAAAA